GCUUUGCUGCCGAGUUCGGGCUUUGGAGUGGGAACCAACCGCUCGCGCCGGUUGCAAACCCUGCGCGCCGGUUGCAAACCCCGCGCGCGGCGACCUUAUGAUGCCGUUGGAUUCAAAGAAAAGCCGUUGGGUUGACUGAGGAGGAGGAGGCGACGUCCAUUGCAAAUGAGGCUGGCCGUAGGGGUAGCCGAGGGCGCCGCCGCUGUUUGUUUGUAAAAAAAAAAAAACCCCAGGUUCGGGGCUGUGUGUUGGAUUGUUCUUCCUUCCUUCCUCGCCGAGCAAGUCCAGCAACCCGUAAAUUGUUUUGAAUAUGGAUGUAACAAUGAAAAAAGAUGAUCUCGUCAGGAUUAUUACAUUUACACCACCAUUGUAUAAGCAACGUUACCAUUUUAUUAAGCAGUUGGUGAAUAAGCAUAAACCUAAAAAGGUAGCAGAUUUGGGAUGUGCUGAUUGUAGAUUACUCUGGAUGCUGAAAUUCUGCAAUUGUAUUGAAGAACUAGUUGGGUUAGACAUCAGCGAAGAAGUGAUGAAAGAAAACAUGUAUAUGUUGUCUCCCCUUCCUAGUGACUAUCUUCAGCCAAGUGAAAGACAGCUGACAGUCACACUUCUUCAGGGCUCAGUUGCUCAGAAGGAUCCUUGUAUGCUGGGCUUCGAUAUGGUAACCUGCAUUGAACUAAUAGAGCACUUAGAGGCAAAAGAUCUUGAGAAAUUUCCAGAAGUAGUAUUUGGCUUCAUGUCUCCAGCCAUGAUUGUAAUUAGCACACCAAACUCAGAAUUCAAUUAUUUACUUCAAACUGUGUCAUUAUUUAGACAUCCAGAUCAUAAGUUUGAAUGGAAUCGAACACAAUUUCAGAACUGGGCUGUAGAAGUUGCUGCUCGUUAUGAUUACACAGUAGAGUUUACUGGAGUAGGAGAACCACCUCAUGGGAAGGAUGUUGGAUUUUGUACACAAAUUGGAGUGUUUGUAAGGAAAAAACUAAGAAAUGUCGAACCUGACAGAUUUGAAGAAUAUCAGAGAAGAGUUUAUACAACGGUUUUCAAAAUCAUUUAUCCAAGCCUUAAAGAUGAAAAGUAUCUGCAGAAUGCAGUGGUCAAUGAGGUUUUUCGAGCAGCAGAAAUAAUUGCAAGGAAACAACUGGACUAUACAAAAUCUGAAUGUAGAAAGCCCCGUGACACUCUUAUUGGAACAGAAUCCCAAUUUCAGCGAUCUAGUUUCCAGAUGUAUUUGGACGAUUUCCCUUUCUCUGAAGCCGAUAGUAAAAUUAUGCAGCCAAUGGCUAGGGGAGACGUUAUCUAUGUACCUCUUGCAAAAAUAUUUUCUCUCUCCAAAGUGAAUCAACUUUGUGGUACCUUUGAAAAACUCAGUAAGCUCAUAACUGGCAAGAUGACACUAAGCCACGAUGGUUCUGCAGUGAUGAUUAAGAUGGAAUAUGAAGAUGAACCACAGGACGGUGAUCAGAAUUAAAAAAGAAUUCUUCCUGUCGUGAACAGAAUAGUCUAGUUAAUUGAAAUACUAGUAAUUGCUGGUUUAAAAUUGGGCUUAAAUGCUAUAAUCAGAUGUGACAUUUUCACAUUAAAUUGGAUUAUAGAUUAUUGAGUAACUUCUUAGUGUCCAAGAGUGGCACUUAAGUUUUGUUUUUCACCCGCGGAAGGUGGCAUGUUUCUAAGAGGCCGUUGCCCACAAAGUGGAUGAGGUAAUGUUAUAUUAGUUAGCACUUAAGCGGGAAGGAGGGGGAAAUCUUCCUUUAAAAGUGUAACAAAAAAACAUUCAAACCCAAGUAAGCAAUACAACUUUUCAAAUAAUUGGAAGCAGAGUGAGUGUGACAUUUAUUCAGCCAUGUCACUACAUAACUCUGAAUAGGAAUGCAUGUGAAAAAAUGUCAGUCUAAUCACAAAGCAAAAAAAAAAAAAGUUAUUGAAACAAAAGUUUAAAAAUGAUUUUCCUAAUUUUAAUACUAGAAAAAGUAAAGUUUAAGGAGUUUUGUAGUGAAAAUAUAGAGAUCGCUGUACAAAAGCUCAUUAUAUUAAGUACUUAAUAAACCCCUGUAAUCAUGUAUUAUGCUUUUGAACUUUUUCUCCAAAUGUCUUAAAUGUUUCUGUGCUUCAAAAUAAUAACUUGCUAAUUACAUAUUGUGUGUUUCUGAAAAUGACAAGCAUGCAUAGUGAUUGAUUUGCAGCGGGGAAUAACAAUACAGAUGGUUUGAGGGGAUAACUAUACAGAUACUUUCAAUCUUGCUUUCAAAUACUAUCAUUGCAGGAAUGACAGAGAUCCUGUCACAAUUCUUUUUUGUGAUGGACGUUCUAAAGCUAAAACAUUAGUGAUAAGGUGCAAUCCUCACUUUGAUAUCAUUAAACUGGUUUAUAUCAAACAUUUUCCCUCAAUUACAAUAAAAUAUCUUCAUCCCCAUCUCUUCAUAUUUAGAAAUAUAAAGGCUGCUCUCUGUACAUCCUGUCGAUCUUUCUAUAAUUGGUUUUGAAAUAUUGCUGAGAUUCCCAGCAGUGGUUUAACACAUUUUAUGCAAUGUUUGUUAUUUUUCCAAUGUGGCAGUGAACAGUUCUAUAACCUUCAUCCACAAGUACCACUGGCAUGCUUUUCUAAAUACUGCUACUGUUUCUCACCUUUCACAACUUUAAGUUGUUUCGAAUUUGACUCCCAGAAUUCCCCAUGCUGGCUGCAGAAUUCUGGCACUUGAAGUCCACAUAUAUUAAAAUUGCUAAGGGUGUGACACUAUAUUAGAUAAUAAUGCUAAUUUUAUCUUUCUCCCUCCCCCAUAUCUCUGAGAAGAGUGGAGACUUUAGCAUGGUUUCAAGGGAAACUUCCUAUAAGUUUAUUUAGUGAGUAUUUUUACAGGUAAAAUACAUAGGAUUUUAUUUAUCGUAUUUGUAUAGUUGGUCAUCUCACACAAAGUCAUUCUGGGCAGUAUACCAUAUUUUGAAAUAUAGAAUAAAAAUGCUCAAAUUAAAUAAAAAUAGCAUGCAAAAAUGUGACUCAUAAUUAGCUGUGUCAAGAAUCUCUGAUGGCAUAUGACAUAUAAAUGUGGCAAACAUUAAAUCUAGUAGAAAGCCAGAUUCAGUAAACGUGAAGUUCUUUUCUGUAUAAAAUGAACAUACUAUACAGUUUCUGGAAUCGGUACCAUCAAAUCCUUAAUUCUGUGCUGCAUAGCACCCAGAAUCAACCAGGAAAGUAAAGGUGGCAGAGAGAUCAAGGAGAACCAAGAAGACCGCAUCUCCCAAACUCCUCUUAUAAAGGACAAUUAGUGGUUCCUCACUCCAAUGACCAGAAGUGGAACACAGAAGUGGACAAUCCUUU
Messenger RNA from Thamnophis sirtalis, 3310 nucleotides. RefSeq names its product HEN methyltransferase 1 (gene HENMT1). Gene Ontology annotation, biological process: siRNA processing; RNA methylation; piRNA processing. Gene Ontology annotation, molecular function: RNA methyltransferase activity; O-methyltransferase activity. The record is from RefSeq and is a predicted model, not a curated record. Lineage: Eukaryota; Metazoa; Chordata; Lepidosauria; Squamata; Natricidae. Gene Ontology annotation, cellular component: cytoplasm; nucleus.